AGCCUGCCUCCAUUUACGGCGCGCACGAGAGGCUCCCGGGGCCGGCCAUCGUUUCUGGCCUUGCCGUCGCCGUCGCCGUGCUGCUCCUGCCGUCGCUGUUGCCGUCGGCGUUGAUGGGGCUCGCCGGGGAAGGAUCGCCCGUCAGUGGCGGAGGGUUCAGUGAAAACGGCAAGUUCAGCUACGGGUAUGCAAGCUCUCCAGGGAAAAGAUCUUCCAUGGAGGACUUCCAUGAAACCAGAGUAGAUGGUGUCGAUGGAGAGACAGUUGGGUUGUUCGGCGUUUUCGACGGCCACGGUGGUGCUCGAGCAGCGGAGUUUGUAAAACAAAACCUUUUCACCAAUUUAAUCAAGCACCCAAAGUUCUUCAGCGAUACCAAAUCAGCUAUUGCUGAAACUUACACUCACACGGACUCGGAACUUCUGAAAGCUGAUACCAGCCAUCAUCGAGAUGCGGGGUCAACCGCUUCCACUGCAAUUCUUGUAGGUGAUCGCUUGGUGGUUGCAAAUGUUGGGGAUUCUAGGGCAGUCAUAUGCAGAGGAGGGGAUGCUAUAGCAGUGUCAAGAGACCACAAGCCAGAUCAGACAGACGAGAAGCAGAGGAUAGAGGAAGCUGGUGGAUUUGUGAUGUGGGCUGGAACAUGGCGUGUUGGUGGCGUUCUUGCUGUUUCUCGAGCAUUCGGUGACAAGCUCCUAAAGCAGUAUGUGGUCGCUGAUCCAGAGAUCAAGGAGGAGGUUGUGGACAGCUCCUUGGAGUUCCUCAUCCUUGCAAGUGAUGGUCUGUGGGACGUGGUGACCAACGAGGAAGCCGUGGGCAUGGUGAAGCCGAUCCUGGACUCGGAGCAGGCGGCCAAGCGGCUCCUCGCGGAGGCCUCCCAGCGGGGCAGCGCCGACAACAUCACCUGCGUCGUCGUGCGCUUCAUGGAGCAGCACAACGGGCUGGGAAGGGCCACCAACGACCAAGCCUCGUGAACAUCUGCUGCUGUGACAUCUUGUUCUUGGCACCAAAUAUACAAUUUUACUCUGCUUUCUGCUUCGUAGCAUCAUUCUAGAGAUGCAGUUAAACCAGCGUCAUGUGUAAGUUGUUUUACUUAAAAUGUAAAUCUACUGUAUGUUACUGAAAAUGUAAGCGAACGACACCUGCGCUCGUGUCUUGGAAUGAAAUCUGGCAAGAAAAAGAACCGUUCCUCCAA
This is a messenger RNA of Panicum virgatum (switchgrass), 1189 nucleotides long. RefSeq names its product probable protein phosphatase 2C 59. Gene Ontology annotation, cellular component: nucleus; cytosol. The transcript has 8 exons. Gene Ontology annotation, molecular function: protein serine/threonine phosphatase activity; cation binding. Gene Ontology annotation, biological process: protein dephosphorylation. The record is from RefSeq and is a predicted model, not a curated record. Bases 114 to 968 code for a protein of 284 amino acids. NCBI's taxonomy places the organism in Eukaryota, Viridiplantae, Streptophyta, Magnoliopsida, Poales, Poaceae.